AUGGAGCGGCAGCUUCAAGUGCUCAACCAAGACUUCAGCCGAGCCAACAUCUCUUUUACCCUUCGUAACACAACUUGGACGGAGAACGAGGAUUGGGCGUCCGGUGCUAAUGGAGUUUAUUCCGCCAUGGUCGCGACUCUUCAUCAAGGCGGUAACGAUGCUCUCAACCUCUAUUUUGUGGAAGUGGUCUCCCCUUACGGCUUCCCACCACCCUACGACGAUGAAAACAACGAGCUUCUCGGCAUCGCAUCAUACCCUUGGGACGCAUCCACCACCGACCAUACAAGUAGUGUUUGCGUCGUGGCUGCAGGAACGGUUCCCGGCGGUGAUAGAGCACCGACAAACCUAGGAAAAACUGCGACUCAUGAGGUGGGCCAUUGGUUUGGCCUUUAUCACCCGUUUGAAGGAGGUUGUGUCGCCGACCCUAAUGGCGGAGACCGGGUUUCCGAUACUCCCGCCGCCGCUAAUGCGACGUUUGGAUGUGAAAGUAGUCGUGAUAGUUGCCCAGACCUGCCUGGUCUUGAUCCACUCCAAAACUUUAUGGGGGCUGCAGAUGAGUGA
This is a messenger RNA of Cordyceps fumosorosea ARSEF 2679, 561 nucleotides long. Its product is annotated as metalloprotease MEP1. Lineage: Eukaryota; Fungi; Ascomycota; Sordariomycetes; Hypocreales; Cordycipitaceae. The record is from RefSeq and is a predicted model, not a curated record. The coding region runs from base 1 to 561 and encodes 186 amino acids. The transcript has a single exon. Gene Ontology annotation, molecular function: metallopeptidase activity.